GNGAAUCUUCAUGCAAUGAAUAAGUCGAUGAGUUAAUAUUUAUUGUUUCUAAUCUUAUUUGUUGAAUGGAACUGCGUUCAAAAUGUGUGGAAAUGGAUAUUCUUUCUUAUGAUCUGAAAAUAUGUUGUGGAAAUGGAUUUCGGACCCCUUGUGAAUGGAUGAGGUAAUUGCUGCCUAUGUUUGCAUCCCAUUGCUCCCAUUGUUUCCUUGUGAUAAAGGUCGGAAAUAGACUAAUAUUCUUUCUCAUAAUCUGGAAAUAUGUUGAAAAGAUCGAUGUCGAACCCUUUGGUGAAUGGAUGAGGUAGAUCAGGACCCUAAACCUCUAGAAGUCGUGCAGCCUGUAGUUGUUGCCCGUGUUUACAUCCCAUUGUUUUGUUGUGAAAGAGGUUGGAAAUAGACAAUAAUAUUCUUUCUCAUGAUCUGGAAAUAUGUUGUGAUGAUUAAUGUCGAACCCUUUUGUGAAGUCUAUGUUGAACGCAGAAGUCGAGUAGCCUGUGAUUGCUGCCCGUGCUUGAUCUCAUAAUCUCGCAAUAUGUUGCGGAGAUCGAUGACGAACCCCUUUGUGAAUGGAUGAGGUAGCAAACCCCUUCGUGAAUAAAUAAUUUUUGAUAAGUGUCGGGUAAUAGGAGGGCGGGCUUGACACCACAGGUGAAGUUGGUGGUUGUCUGGUAAAUGCAACGUGUCCCAAACAAAUCAACAAACUAUUUCCUCUUUUAUUCCCUUAAUUUUCCCUCCUUUCUCCAACCGAACCAUGGAAGCCUUGCUCCCAAUUUCUACCUCUCCCUUCCGAUUCCCUCCCACAGCCAAUACCAGCCCUCGUCCUGUUUCUCCUUUCCCCCUCAAUCUGCGUUCAAAUUCGCUCAAUAAGCGGAGACGAACGCCCACGUUUGCGGCCAUUGAUGGCGCUUCGCUUGCAGCAGCAGCAGCCGAUCCCACUCAGGUUGAAAUCACUUGGCAGAUUGUCGUGGGAGCGAUUGCUGGAGUGACCCCGUUCGUCGUGGCCGGAAUCGAGUUCAGCAAGAGGAUUGUGGCUCAGAAGAGAUGUAAAGAAUGUGGUGGUUCGGGGCUUGUUUUGAUGGACAAAGACUACUUCCGUUGCCCUGAAUGCGGUUUGGCAGGUGGUUUUUUGCCAUGGCAGUCGUGGAGGCGAUUCUUUUCGGGCUAAAGAAGACAGUCAUUAUUAUGUCUCUUUUAAAACCCUGUAAUUCUACAGAUUUCAAAGAAAGAGGUUCAGGAUCUUCAUCGUUGAUGGCGAGGCGAGGAACAAAAGAAGCAAUCCGUUCGGUAAUUGUAUGUAUUUGUGGUAUAAAAAGCUAUUUACAAGUUCACCAAGUUUCUUAAUUAUUACUUGCAUGCUUAUUAAUGUUGAAUCCAAGUGCAUAAGUUUCAGGAUUAAAUUUUACCAUCAGCCUAUUUUUACAAGAAAGCUGUAAAAUCUCUUUAUAUUAGGCCCUUUUGCUCUUUGUCACAUGAGAUAUGCAGACUGAAGCAUGUUUGAUUAGGAUUAAGGGGGAUGUUGGGAAACAGAAUUUGUAAUCUCUGACUGAUUUCCAUUAGCAUUAUGUAUGAUAAAGCAUUCACAAAUGUAUGAUUCUAUUUUAGCGAUCACAUAGUUUUUGUGAAAUUAUUUGAAUUAAUGAAUUAGGUUUUCCUA
Molecule: messenger RNA, 1654 nt
Organism: Cucurbita pepo subsp. pepo (vegetable marrow)
Lineage: Eukaryota; Viridiplantae; Streptophyta; Magnoliopsida; Cucurbitales; Cucurbitaceae
Source: RefSeq, a predicted model, not a curated record